Molecule: messenger RNA, 1008 nt
Organism: Equus quagga
Lineage: Eukaryota; Metazoa; Chordata; Mammalia; Perissodactyla; Equidae
Product: olfactory receptor 5A1-like
Biological process (GO): sensory perception of smell; G protein-coupled receptor signaling pathway
Cellular component (GO): membrane
Molecular function (GO): odorant binding; olfactory receptor activity; G protein-coupled receptor activity
Source: RefSeq, a predicted model, not a curated record
CUGAGCAGGUCCAUGAAAGAGGAUAGAAAUCAUACUUCUGUGGCCAUGUUUGUUCUCCUGGGACUGUCAGAUGAAAAAGAGCUGCAACUUAUCCUCUUUCCAAUCUUCCUAGGGAUCUACCUUCUGACCAUAAUCUGGAACCUUGGUCUCAUCCUCCUUAUCAGGAUGGACUCCCACCUGCACACACCUAUGUACUUUUUUCUCAGUUUCCUGUCAUUUAUAGACAUCUGCUAUUCUUCUUCCAUCAGCCCAAGGAUGCUUUCAGACUUCUUAAAAGAUGAAAAAACAAUUUCGUUCAUUGCUUGUGCCACCCAGUACUUUGUUGGGUCCUGGAUGGCGCAGGCUGAGUGCUGCCUGUUGGCCGUAAUGGCCUAUGACAGAUAUGUUGCUAUUGGUAGGCCUCUGCAGUACUCAGCCAUCAUGGAUCCUGACCUCUGUCAGAAGAUGGUUGCUGGAGCCUAUGGGAGUGGUUUCCUCGGUAGCUUAAUUCAAACAGUUUCUUGCUUUCAUCUCUACUUUUGUGGGCACAAUAUCAUUCCAAAUUUCUUCUGUGACAUAACCCAGAUUAUUUCCUUGUCUUGCUCCAAUCCCUUCAUGAGCCAAAUGAUUCUUUUUCUGGAAUCUAUUUUUAUUGGAUUCACUUCCUUCCUCAUCCUCUUAUCCUAUGGUUUUAUUGCAACUUCCAUCCUGAAAAUAUCCUCCAUAAAAGGUAGUGCCAAGGCCUUCAAUACCUGUGCCUCCCACCUGGCUGUUGUGGCAAUCUUCUAUGGCAUGGGCUUCUCUGUGUACCUGCAUCCUAGCUCUAGCUACUCCACAAAGCAGAACAAGGUUCUGUCAGUGUUCUAUGUUAUCCUCAUCCCAAUGUUAAACCCUUUUAUCUAUAGUCUGAGGAACAAGGAGAUCAAAGAGGCCUUGAUGAGGGUAGUAAAGAAGGCAUAUUAUUUCCUCCAUAAGGAAGACAAGGGUAAAAAUAUGCAAGUGACCUUUUAUAGGUUACAAGAAAGCUAG